Molecule: messenger RNA, 3067 nt
Organism: Nerophis ophidion (straightnose pipefish)
Lineage: Eukaryota; Metazoa; Chordata; Actinopteri; Syngnathiformes; Syngnathidae
Product: gastrula zinc finger protein XlCGF8.2DB-like
Exons: 2
Coding region: 418-1797 (459 amino acids)
Biological process (GO): regulation of transcription by RNA polymerase II
Cellular component (GO): nucleus
Molecular function (GO): RNA polymerase II cis-regulatory region sequence-specific DNA binding; DNA-binding transcription factor activity, RNA polymerase II-specific
Source: RefSeq, a predicted model, not a curated record
AUUCUGGAGGGACAAAACUCCUCCUCCUUACCUCACACUCUGGUAACUUGGGACCCCCUGAACUGGUUGUUACUAUAAGUAUCGCUUGCAUGUUGUUUGUCCAGUUGGAGCUUCCGUAGACUGUACUCGGCAACACUUCCGCUCUGAACGGCAACAUCGAAUGGGCAAACACAGAAUAUUUCUGCGUUUAACCACACUUACCCUUUUAUUAUUCUUUACGAAAAAUGAAUACGCUGACAUAAAGAAGACCAAACAUGAAAGUGUCCUCGUUCAAGCUUCUCUCCCGAGCUCGCUUAGCUUGUUAGCUGCUAACAAAGGGAAGCGGAAGUUGCCAAGUGUUGUUAUUGUUUGUGGACGGUAUCGAACGAUCGACUGGCUUCUGGCGCUGAAGGAAUAUUUGUGGCCUUGGGAAGAACCAUGUCGGAGUACGAGGAGGAACUUUCUCCAAGAAAAGAGGAGAAAAGGCGUCAACAAAUGGACGCCGUUUUCAAGCCUCAAAUGGAGUCGCGCAGACCAGAUUUCAAUGAGGAAGAUCUUCCCCCCGAGCAGCACGAGUGGAGCUCUUGGGUGGAGCAGGAGGAGCCUUUCAUUAAAGAGGAGGACGAGGACAAGGAGGAGCUUGUGCCGGCCCACAUUAAAGAGGAAGAGGAGGACCACAGCAUCAGUCAAGAAGAAAUGGAGGAGACCGACGUAAUCGAGCUCCCUGUGAUUUGUGUGGUUGUGAAGAGUGAAGACGAUGAAGGUCAGGGGUCACAGCUUGAGUCUAGUCAAAGUGAGGAGAGGACGGAGGCGGAGCCUCCAUGCAGCAGCUCAAGAUGCACGACAGGAGAAACUGACUAUGAGGGAUCAGAAGCAGAGAGCACCGUAGCUCCGCUAUCCGAAAGGGAUGACAUGACGUCACCCACUCGUGACACCGAUGAAGACUCUAAAGCGGACAUGACAUGCCACACAUUCAGCUGUUCAUUUUGUGGCAAAGGCUUCUCUCAAAAGGGCAAUUUGAUAACACACACAAGAACACACACCGGGGACAAACCUUUUAGCUGCUCCGUUUGCGGCGAACAUUUCACUCAAAAAGGCAAUUUAAUGAGACACAGAAGAAAGCACGUCGACGAGAAACCGUUUGCCUGCUCGGUUUGCGGCAAAAGAUUCACCCAGAAAAGCAAUUUGAUCACGCACGAAAGGAAGCACAACGGCGAGAAACCGUUUUCCUGCUCGGUCUGUAGCAAAAAGUUUUCCGUGAAGGGAAAUUUGAACGCACACGCAAGAACGCACACUGGUGAGAAACCGUUCAGCUGCUCAGUUUGCGGGGAACGGUUCUCUCAAAAAGGCAAUUUGAUGGCACACCAAAGGAAACACAACGGGGAAAAACCCUUCGCCUGCUCCUUUUGCAGUAAAAUGUUUCCCGUGAAAGGGAAUUUGUUAACACACAUAAGAACACACACCGGAGAUAAACCGUUCUCUUGCUCAUUCUGCGACAAAAGGUUCUCGUCAAAGGACAGUUUAAAAGCACACACAACGAUACACACGGGAGAGAAACCGUUCUCUUGCGUAGUUUGUGGCAAAACCUUCCCUCUGAGGGGGAAGUUGAUGAAGCACACACGAACACACACCGGAGAGCAACCCUUUUCCUGCUCCUUUUGUGGUAAAAGAUUCUCCGUGAAGCGAAGUUUGGAAGCGCACACGACAACUCACACCGGUGAGAAACCAUUCAGCUGCAACGCGUGCGAUAAAAGGUUCUCCUACAAGUACGACAUCACCCGACACAAGUGCGCCGGCGAGAAGAGCGGCGCUACAUAACGAGAUGUGACUAUUAUUCGGUAAAUUGUGCGUGAAUGCAGUCGACGCUGACGCCGAACUGCAAAGCUGUCAAACGACGGGGAAAAAAACGAGAUGCAGAUGCAAUUUUUCAUGCCAGCAAGUACCAAGUUAUAGGUGAGGUAAGAGUGAUAUAAGAGGUGAUGUUAUUCUAAUGUGAUCAUACUAACAGUCGGCAUAUGUCAAGUGCUAAUACCACUCUGAGGUAAACCGUUACGAAAAGUGCCCAAACAGUUAGCAUGCUAACGUUAAAAUGCUAACAUUUAGUUAUUUGACUGAGGUGUAUGGAGGAAAAAUGGCUAGUAUUAGCAUUCUGACAACGGGAGUUAAAUGGGUCUGAGAUGUACAGCGGAAAAAAUGGCUGAAAAAAGUUAGCAUGCUAAUUUUAGUAUGCUAAUGUGAGCAUGCUAACAACACGGGUCACGUAUAAAGUUAUAUGAGUCUGAGGUUUUCCGGUGGCAAAAUUGGCUUGCUGAUAUUAGCAUGCUAACAGUUAGCAUGUGUAACAUUCCCCGGUCUGCGAUGAGGUGUACCCCGCCUUCCGCCCGAAUGCAGCUGAGAUAGGCUCCAGCAUCCCCCGCAACCCCAAAAAAGACAAGGGGUAGAAAAUGGAUGGCUGAAACAUUCCCUGGUGCUGAUGUGUGUGUUUCUUCGAUCAAUACAAGACUGACUACAGUUACUGCAACAUUUUCAAAUUAUUUUCAUAUUCCAAGGUGGAAUACCAAUGUUCUAUUCCAGGGUCAAGCUGUUAGAGGUCACAUUUCAACAUUCAUUCAAGUGUAAAAAGAGGUUAACCAAUAUUGAUAAUAAAAUUAGUCAAUGUGUACUCGUCCUUUUGUGACACACAAGAAAUGUUGAGAGUGUUAUGUUUUGCACAAGCGGCACUUUUGGCGGUUGCGAGUCAAUCGUAGACAAAGGGAUCUUAUUUUUUUUAGUUGGUGCACCUCUGGGAAGGAGCAACAACUACAUGAGAGAGACUACAUACAUGGCUAGAGAUGACACAACACGUCAUUGCACGGACAUUACAAGUAACUUAGGAGUGUCAUUUCCAGCUGAUUAUUUUCUAGGAAUAUUAAAUGGAGGACCAUUGUUGUUGACUGUGCGCCGUGAAAAGAUCACAUUGACUGCUGUAGAGAAAACUUGAUGGCAAGGCUUUAGUAAUUAAGUCAUCUAUCCAUUUUUCAUGGGUUAAUCGAGUAAUCAGGGAAAACACACUUUUUAGCAGGUGAAAUAAACAAAGCUUGUUCUACUU